This is a messenger RNA of Trichobilharzia regenti, 3042 nucleotides long. The record is from the annotation of a GenBank genome assembly. NCBI's taxonomy places the organism in Eukaryota, Metazoa, Platyhelminthes, Trematoda, Strigeidida, Schistosomatidae.
AUGAACAUUACCACCGCUAAUAAUUCUACAUCUUCUAGUGGAAAUGACCCUAAAAAUACUAUUGAGUCUACUUGUGGAACAUUUCCACUAACAAAUAUAUCGUCAUCUCAUUCGUCGAUUAAACUUCCUGGAUCAGAAAGUAAACGUGUAUUUGAGGUGAGCAGAGCUAAAGAAGGAUCAGAUGAAGAACAGUUUACUAUUACUUCCUCUUUAAGACAAAAGCCAAAACGUUUAGAGAAGCAUGUUACGCUUUCAGAUGAAAUUUUGGAUUUAAACUUCCCUCCACUUCUUCAUCAUCAUUACUUAAAAUCGGAUGAUUACUAUAAUAAAUAUAAUAUUGAAGCUGAUGAGCAAAAAGAUGCAAAAAGUGUAACAAAUUCACAUGAUGAUUAUCCACUCUCUUCCAAUCCAAGCAUACCGCAUAUGUCGACAGAUAAAAUAAGUACAGCAAGUUUUGGAAGUAUGGGGAAAUACUGCUUGAAUGAUCACGAUGAAUCGCCUACCACGUUGAUUUUAUCGCGUAUAGAAAAACUAGCGCUGAAAGAUUUCUCCUCGGAAGUUCGAGCGAAUUUGGAUAUCGACAUGUUCAUUAAAGAAGCAACUCUGCUAUUGGACCUGGAUGGAUCCACCUUGGAAGAUAUUAUCAGUUCUAUGUUAGAAGCAGUUUUUGAUAAUCGACCUAUUGUCGAUACAACUACUACAGCAUCGCUCCCUGAUGAGAUCGAUUCAAACCAGUGGUCUCGAACUUCGGCAACUGUUAGUAGUGGUUUUGGACCAAAGGUUAACUUCUCUAUAUCCGGAAAUUCUGAUAAAACAAAUACAUCGAAAGUUGACGUAGAAAACAUGAAACUGGAAGCUAAAAAUUCCCUUCUGAUGCAAAUAAACUUUCAAGGAUGUUCAUAUCAGAGACUUGCAAAAACCAUUAAAGGUGUUUCACUAACAAACAGUGAUUGCUUAUCAACAGAUCAAAGUUGGAUUUGUGCCAUGUGUUCAUUACGAUCAAUUCAUAAACGCUAUCUUGCUUUAGCUCGAUUGAGUACCUAUUUAAUUGUACUUAUAAUAACACCGACAAAAGAGAAAGGAACGAAAAGCGAAAUAGAAGUUGGCAGAACAUUCGGCACAAUAAUGGCUGAUCCUGAAUUUCGUCAAGAAUUAUUAUUUGCAACCAAUGAAAAUGAGGUGAAACUACUUCUGUGGGCGAGAGCUCAGCAGCUGGCAGCUGAACAGUCAACAAAAAGGCGUAGAUCAUCCCAGUUUCAAGAUUCUACAAAUCAAAAAUUUAUCAAGGAUUCUCAGUCCAUGAUAGGCAAAGGAAUAUACCUAGACUUGAAACGGAAAAUACCAUAUUAUUGGUCCGACAUAACUGAAGGUGUUCGUGGAAAACACUCUCUACGUAAAACUAUAUCAACAACCAUUUUCCUUUAUUUUGCCUGUUUACUACCGUCAAUUGCGUUUGGAUUAUUGAAUUCAAGGAAUACAGAGAAGAAAAUGGAUGUUACACGUGUAAUAAUGGCACAAACAAUAGGUGGUUUAUGUUAUGGAGUUUUUGGAGGUCAACCGCUAAUUGUACUUUUAUCCACGGCUCCACUAGCACUUUAUAUUAAAAUUAUCUACACCAUAUCUCAAACAUACAACACUAAUUUCUAUGCAAUGUACGCAUGUAUCGGAUUAUUUAAUAGCCUCUUCUUAAUUAUAUAUUCCUUUUGUGGAUUCAGUCGCUGGAUGAAAUGGUCCACAAGAUCAACAGAAGAAAUAUUUGCAAUGUUUGUUUCAAUGGCAUUUGUAUAUGAUGCUGGAAACGACUUAUAUACAACAUUUAAAGAGAAUUAUCAUUGUAAAUCAUCCGCAUAUUAUUCACUACUCAAUGAUACACUCAAAACUCAGGGAUUCGAUAAAAGUUAUAUGAAUUUAACAAAUAUGAAUAACAGAAUUUUUAUCGAGAUUUGUCCUGAUAUAUCAUCAUUAUCAUCGUCAUCAUCAACAACGCAAACAGCAUCCACAUUUUCACUCUCCCAAUCAUCAUCUGGAACCUCACAAGAGGCAAACAGGACUAUUAUCAUUACCCAACCUGGAUGUCAACGGGAAGUUGCUUUAGUUUACCUAAUACUACUUCUUGGUACAGUUUGGAUUUCACUGCAUCUUUUAAACUUUACUAAGACACCAUUUCUGACUGCUACAAAACGUGAAAUGUUAACAGAUUUUGCUCUGCCCAUCGCAGUUAUCACUAUGUCAGUGGUCGGAUCUUUAAUCUUUGGCGACAUCAAAUUAAAGCCAUUCGAAGUUCAGCCAUCUGAUUUUAUUUUAAAAAAAGCCCCGUUAAAUUCCUUAAGUUGGCCUGCAGUACUUGGAUCUAUUGGUAUAGCGAUUCCAUUAUCAUUAUUAUUUUAUAUGGAACAAAACAUCGCCAGUGCUAUUUUGAAUUCCCCAUCAAACCGACUUAGAAAAGGACCAUCAAACCAUUGGGAUUUAUUUGUGUUAGCACUAAUUAACAUCAUCUUAUCCAUUUUCUGUCUUCCAUGGGUACAUGCAGCUCUGCCUCAUACUCCACUACAUGUUAAAGCUUUAGCAGAUAUGGAAGAACAUGUAGAUGGUGGACACCAUAUCAGACAAACCAUUAUUCGGGUACGUGAAACACGAUUAACACUGAUUAUAUCACACAUACUUAUUGGGCUAUCGCUGGCGAUGAUACCUAUUCCAUUGAUUUACAUACCACCUCCUGUAUUGAACGGACUGUUUGUUUAUAUGGCUAUAACUGCGCUGCAAGAUAAUCAAAUGUUUGAAAGAAUACUACUUUUCAUCACAGAACAAUCAGCCUACCCACCAUCUCAUUACAUAAGAAGAGUACCUCAAAGGAAACUUCACCUAUUCACGUUUUUUCAACUGGUCCAGUUAGGAUUUCUUUGUGCAUUCGGAUUUGCUCCUAGUCCAUAUGUGAAAUUAAUAUUCCCUGUUAUACUUGUUGUACAAAUAGUCCUAAGACAUACACUUAUACCCAAAGCCAUUGAUUCAAAAUAUCUUGAGGCGCUGGAUCGUCAUUUUUAG